AUGGGAGGCAGCAAGAAGACGACUGCUGCUGAACGUCAGGCCAAGCUCCUGGAGGAGGCCAAAGGAGAGGUGAACCGCCGCGCUUGCCUCCAUCGCCAGCUGCACAAGACGAAGUUCUGCACCUACUUCCUCAAGGGGGCCUGUCACUAUGGUCCACAGUGUGCCUUCGCACACAGCUGCACCGAGCUCCAGGCAAUGCCGGAUCUUCGCAAAACCCGCAUGUGCAAGGCCUUCGCCGAGGGCAAGUGCAUCGAUCCGAACUGUGCCUUCGCGCAUGGCGAGCAGGAGCUGGUCUCGACGGGUCUCUUCCAUAAGAUGUCGCUUUGCAAGUGGAAUGAAAAGGGCAAAUGCCGAAACGGCAGUCAGUGCCGUUUUGCACACGGACUCGAGGAGCUCCGCGACAUGAAAAAGGCCGUGACGGCUGCAGCAGCCUUUGCUCCUCCGGACGUGCCUGCAAAAUCCAAGCCGAUCGAGAAGGCAGAGCCGAUGAAGGUGACCAGUGCGGGGGCCGGUUUGGAGCCGAUUGCCACCGUUGCCGCCUUGGCUGCGGCUGCCGCAGGCUCAUCUCUUCUGACCACUCCUCCCGGGCUGUCGACCCUCAAGUCGACACAGCCAGGGCGCAAGAGGACAGCUCUGCGCGCCUCUGCCGAAGCCUGGCCUUACCAGGGCAAGUUCCAGGCCGAUGCCGAUGAUUCCGUUCCGAUGAUCACGCCGGACAUGUUCGCGUUUUCGCAGGCCCUGGCCGCACAAGCUCUGGCGUGUGCCAAUCUACAGGCGCUGAGUGAUUCCUUUAUGCCGAAGAUGUACAUGGGGGAGCUUGGCGGGAACGUGGGCAGCUACUGGUUUCAGGCAGAGUCCUUCGACGAGGAAGCCUUUGAUCGCAUGGUCUCAACACAGACGGAAGAUAUGGCCGAUGAGAAGUUCGAAGCCGAGUAUCUCGUGGAUAUGGGAGCGGUCUCCGCUUGA
Symbiodinium sp. CCMP2592 is the source of this 966-nucleotide messenger RNA. The record is from the annotation of a GenBank genome assembly. Lineage: Eukaryota; Dinophyceae; Suessiales; Symbiodiniaceae.